Coturnix japonica (Japanese quail) is the source of this 1767-nucleotide messenger RNA. RefSeq names its product tektin 3 (gene TEKT3). The record is from RefSeq and is a predicted model, not a curated record. Lineage: Eukaryota; Metazoa; Chordata; Aves; Galliformes; Phasianidae. Gene Ontology annotation, cellular component: nucleus; microtubule cytoskeleton; sperm flagellum. Gene Ontology annotation, biological process: cilium assembly; cilium movement involved in cell motility.
UUCAGUUGUGGGCAGCCCAGUGUCCAUAGCAACGUCCCUCCUGGUGCUGUGCCACUGAGGGCAGCUGGGUGCUGGGGAUGCUUCACACCCAGUGCUGCUGCCACUGAGUCUGACAGCACAGCGACGAGGCACAGCCCACAGGCACCUCUUGAGUACCCAACUGCGUUACUGAGGGACCCGGACCCAAAGAGCGGUGACCAUGGAGCUCGUUGGCUCACCCUUAUCGGCAGUUCACUCCCAUGUGCGACCAGCCCCCACCAACCUCCUGCCUGCCAUCAGCACCAUGGCUUCCAGCUACAAGAACCGUUUCCCCUACUACCCCUUAUCCCAGCCACUCAGCCUGCCCUGGCUGCCCAACUCCUACUACAGGACGGCUACCAACCACCCCAUGUUGGCUCCAUUCUCCAGCGGCUCCCACGGGCUGCCCCCCAGCAAGAUGCUCCCGUUCGUGUCCAACAGGACAUCCCUUUUCACCCGCUACACCCCGGACGACUGGUACCGCUCCAACCUGACCAACUACAGGGAGUCAGAGACCUCACGGAACAACUCGGAGAACCUCAGGGUUGACACCUCCCGCCUGAUCCACGACAAGUACCAGCAGACGAAGAAAACCCAAAUGGAGAGCACCAAGAACCUGGGAGAACGGGUCAAUGACAUUGAGUUCUGGAAGUCAGAGCUCUGCCAUGAGCUGGAUGAGAUGAUUGGGGAGACCAAUGCACUCACGGACAUGAAGAAGCGACUGGAAAGAGCCUUGGCAGAGACAGAGGCCCCUCUGCAGGUUGCUCAGGAAUGCUUACUUCACCGGGAGAAGAGGAUGGGCAUUGACCUAGUCCAUGACAAUGUGGAGAAACAGCUCUUCAAGGAGGUGGAUGUGAUCAGAUCAUGCCAGGAGAGGAUGCAGCGCUACCUGGACAGAGCCAGAGCCCAGCUUGCGUCCAACAGAGCAGCCCAGCACGAGGUGGAGAAGGACCUGGCUGACAAGCAGACAGCCCGCCGCAUUGAUGGCAAGUGCCACCACCUGCGGAACACCUCCGAUGGCAUCAGCUACUUCCGCGGCGUGGAGCGGGUGGAUGCCACCAUCUCAGUGCCGGAAUCGUGGGCCAAGUUCACGGAUGACAACAUCCUGCGCUCCCAAAGCGAGCGGGCGGCCUCAGCCAAGCUGCGGGAGGACAUUGAGAACCUGCUGGUGGUGUCUGCCAAUGAGAUGUGGAACCAGUUCAACGCCGUCAAUGUCGCCUUCACCAACCGCAUCGCCGAGACUACCGACGCCAAGAACAAGAUCCAGACCCACCUGGCCAAGACACUGCAGGAAAUCUUCCAGACUGAGAUGAGCAUAGAAAACAUCCGUAAAGCCAUCAGGGACAAAGUGCCUCCACUGAAAGUGGCUCAAACCCGGCUGGAUGAGCGCACACGGAGACCCAAUGUGGAGCUGUGUCGGGACAGCACUCAACUGCGCCUUGUCAACGAGGUCCAUGAGCUUGAUGAGACCAUCCAGAGCCUGCAGCAGCGGCUGAGGGAUGCUGAGGAAACACUGCAGAUACUGGCACGGGCCAAGGCUGUCCUGGAGCACGACCUGGCUGUCAAAGCCAACUCCCUCUUCAUUGACCAGGAGAAGUGCAUGGGGAUGCGCAAGACCUUCCCCUGCACUGCACGGCUGGUGGGCUACAUUUAAGCUGGGAGCUGCCCCAAAACUUCUGUUGUUGAUGUUCUCAGCUUUGCCAGGAUGAAAAGUCCCGAGUAGAAAUUAAACGUUCUCUUUGUGUAUUA